Messenger RNA from Gongylonema pulchrum, 687 nucleotides. The record is from the annotation of a GenBank genome assembly. NCBI's taxonomy places the organism in Eukaryota, Metazoa, Nematoda, Chromadorea, Rhabditida, Gongylonematidae.
AUGGGACAUGGUCAGCACGGGGCCCAAAAAGUGGUACUCGUUGCUUCACUGGUACUUCUGCUAAUUGCUCUGGGUCUGUCCAUAGCUGCUGUGCUAUCACCAUCGUGGCAAGUAGUCGACAUACGUGAAUUUCGAGCGCAACAUCACCAUGGACUUUGGCAAGAUUGUACACGUCCAUAUCGUCAUGCGCAUACGCAAACCAUCGAGGAAUACAAUGAAAUGCUGCACACGGCACUUUCGUGCACCUACAAAUUCGACGCCGAUGCACGCUGGCAAAAAGCUGUGCUGAUAUGUUUUGGUGUUUUAUUUGCAAGCUGUGGAUUGGCUUUGCUCUGUGGAAGCUGUGCUCCGUGCAGUAACUCAAUCGCCGUUCUCUUCACUGUGCUUAUCUUCGUCGCAUUAUUUUUCUCAAUCGUAGCAAAUGGAAUAUUCUUUUUUGCGGCGCACCGUGUCGACAGCAGAUUUGUACAAGGACUUGUUGGCACAUAUGAGCAAGAAAUCGGUUCCGCAUUCUUUCUAUCACUGGGCGCAUCAGCAGUCCUGCUGUUCUCGUUUGUUCUGGCGCUGGCAUCAACGUAUCAUCUGUUGCAUUAUGCCAGGAAGCCACCACCCAAUCAGUUCAAUUCUCCGAUGGUACGCGAACUGGCCCCUCUUUAUAGUGCAACUACUCGACAUACUGCCAUUUGA